Molecule: messenger RNA, 465 nt
Organism: Rhododendron vialii
Lineage: Eukaryota; Viridiplantae; Streptophyta; Magnoliopsida; Ericales; Ericaceae
Exons: 1
Coding region: 1-465 (154 amino acids)
Source: RefSeq, a predicted model, not a curated record
AUGGUUUUGCAAAAAUUUCCUCUGCCCUCCUUGAGGCCGGAUAUUCUCAGUGGUCACCUUUUUUUUAUGACAAAAAAAGGUGAUCACUACACCAUUGUCUUGGUUUAUGUAUAUGAUAUUCUCAUAGCAGGAAAUGAUGAUCAGGCCAUAUCAUGUCUCAAAGCUUUCCUACACCAGUGUUUCCGUAUCAAAGAUCUUGGUCAAUUGAAAUAUUUUCUUGGCAUCGAAAUUGCUCGUUCAAAAUCUGGAAAUUUUCUCAAUCAACGCAAAUAUUUGACAAUCCUUGUCGUUAUCUUCAGUGGAGUUUUACUUGACAAGGAAUGUGAGUUUCCUAUGGAACAACAACUCAAACUCGAUCACAGUGGAGUUUUACUUGACAAUCCUUGUCGUUAUCUUCGUCUUGUUGGUCAGCUUCUUUACCUGACCAUAUAUUACUCGGCCGGAUAUUGUUUACGCCAUCAAUAA